Molecule: messenger RNA, 2058 nt
Organism: Miscanthus lutarioriparius
Lineage: Eukaryota; Viridiplantae; Streptophyta; Magnoliopsida; Poales; Poaceae
Source: the annotation of a GenBank genome assembly
AUGGAGACCCCGCCGCCGCGCCGGUGGCCGCCGGGCUUCCGCUUCAGCCCCACCGACGAGGAGCUUGUUCUCUACUUCCUCAAGCGCCGGAUCGCAUCCGGCCGCCCCUCUCCCUACGUCGCCGACGUCGAAGUGUACAAGUCACACCCCUCCCACCUCCCCGAGAGGUCGGCGCUGCAGACGGGGGACAGGCAGUGGUUCUUCUUCAGCCGGAUGGACCGCAAGUACCCCAACGGCUCGCGCGCCAGCCGCACCACUGGCGACGGAUACUGGAAGGCCACGGGGAAGGACCGCUUCAUCUGCGGCGGCGGCCGGGCGGUGGGCAACAAGAAGACGCUAGUGUACCACCACGGCCGGGCCCCGCGCGGGGAGCGCACGGACUGGGUCAUGCACGAGUAUACCCUACUCGCCGACGCGCUCCCGCCGGCCGCGCAGGGGAGGGAGUCCUACGCGCUGUACAAGCUCUUCCAGAAGAGCGGCGCCGGGCCCAAGAACGGCGAACAGUACGGUGCUCCCUUUCGUGAGGAGGAUUGGUUGGAUGAUGACGAUGAGGGAGUGACUGCGGAUGCUGCCGCUAAUUCUGUUCCUAACACCAGCAAUCCACCAUCUACAGUGGAGGAGCAUGCAAUUACUGACCGUGAGCUUCCAGUUGAGGAUCUUGAUGAACUCCUGUCAAAUUUUGGAAAUGAUCAGGAGGAGUUUAGUGAAGCACAGCCUGCUUCUUCCCAUGGUCAAGGUCAGGGUUGGCUCAGUGAGGGGGGUGACAAGGCUGAGGUUGUGGAUGCUUCCAUUAGCAAUGGUGCUGUGGUAGUAGCAGAGAACACCUGCACUGAACUCCCUCUUGGGGAUAUUGAGCAGCUUCUGAUGCAAAUAUCUGAUGAUCAACAAAACACUGAAUUGUUCUUGGAUUUAUCAACAUCAGUUCCAGAACUGCAGUUCCAGUCCGAUGAUCGUCAGGUUUGGCUUGAUGCCGACAGGGGACAUGAAGUUUUUGCUGCGGAUCCUACUGCCUGCAGUAGUGCUGUUGUAACUGCAGAAUGUACUGACACAGAACUUCCACUUGGGGAUCUUGAAGGACUUCUGCUACAAAUAGCCAAUGACCAGGACAUGGUUGAACCCCAAUCAGAUCUCUCUGCAUCAAUUCCACGUCAUAAUCUCAAUCAGGCUGGCAUUGGGGAUUUACAUGAGCCGAGUAGUCAAUUUCCACAGUCUAGUGUAACCAAUUUGCCAUUUACCGGAGAAACUAAUUCUUCUGAAGGGACCAGUGUGGCACAUUCCGUGUCAGGUUUGAUCAGUUACCGCAGCCAGGAUGCUGAUGAGGAGUUCCUUGAAAUCAAUGAUUUCUUUGAUCUGGAGGAUGUAGGUCAGAAUGCAAAUUGUACGACAACUGAGUACUUGAUAUCUGCAACAAAUGGGAUGUUUGACAAUUUGGAAUACUCUGAUGCUCCUUCGUUUCUACCUGGACCGUUUGACACAGUUGGAUUGGUAGCUGAAAAUCAAUUUUUUGAUAUUGGUAACAGUGGAAUUCAGAACCAGGGAUAUCAAUAUACAACCGAAGUAAGGACACAUAAUCAGCCUGCUCUUAAUGUGCGGAGCCAUAUGAAGCAUGAUCAUGUAGUCUUAUCCUCGCAUGCAUCAGGAACACUGAAUAUUCAUGCAGCAAAUGAGCUACAUAACCAGAGCUCCACAGCUUCACAAUCAUGGUUCAAUGCGGCUCUAUCAGCCUUGUUGGACUCUGUACCUAGUAGUCCAGCAUUAGCUGCUGAAAUCGAAAACACUGUUAUCAACAGAACACUCCAGCGCAUCUCUAGCUUCCGAUCACAGCAAACUGCAGGUGAAGAAAACACUUUUAUCAACAGAACACUUCAGCGCAUCUCUAGCUUCAAGUCACAGCAAGCAACAAGGGAAGAACCAGGCACCCCAAGUAUUCAGGUUACCAGAGGCGGCAGACUGAUGUUCAUCUCUCUACUGGUUAUACUUGCUUCUAUUAUAUGGACCUUUACUUCUGGCUCUGCCCUCAAUUUUUGCAAGGGUUUAUGGAAAUCCUCUUCUACGUGA